This is a messenger RNA of Diabrotica virgifera virgifera (western corn rootworm), 424 nucleotides long. Its product is annotated as mitotic-spindle organizing protein 1-like. NCBI's taxonomy places the organism in Eukaryota, Metazoa, Arthropoda, Insecta, Coleoptera, Chrysomelidae. Gene Ontology annotation, cellular component: gamma-tubulin ring complex; centrosome; interphase microtubule organizing center. The record is from RefSeq and is a predicted model, not a curated record. The transcript has a single exon. The coding region runs from base 88 to 309 and encodes 73 amino acids. Gene Ontology annotation, biological process: mitotic spindle assembly; microtubule nucleation by interphase microtubule organizing center; gamma-tubulin complex localization.
UUUACUUAUAAUGUCAAAUUCGACAAACAGUAAACAAAAAAAUCAAAAUUAAAUCUGUUUUUGUAACGUAUUUAAAAAUUCUUCAACAUGAAAAAUAGGAAUGUCUCUACUAUAAAAGAGGCUAAAGAAACUUUUCAAAGUCUACUUGAAUUGUCGAGGUUGUUAUGUACGGGAUUAGAACCAGAGACAUUGGCAAUUUGCGUGAGACUUUGUGAAUCUGGGGUUAAUCCUGAAUUACUUGCAAAGGUCAUUAAAGAACUCAAAAGUGAAAUCCAAUCAGCAACAGGAGAAACUAUGGACGAAACUUGAGAUAUCCAGUAAUUAUUGUAAAAUUGAUAACAUUAAAAAACCUUUAAUUUUAGUGUUUAACUGCUUGUUUGUUAUUUCAGUAUAUGGACUAAUAAAUUGUAAGUAAAAUUGUAAA